Molecule: messenger RNA, 477 nt
Organism: Alternaria postmessia
Lineage: Eukaryota; Fungi; Ascomycota; Dothideomycetes; Pleosporales; Pleosporaceae
Gene: EIF1A
Product: Eukaryotic translation initiation factor 1A
Exons: 3
Coding region: 1-477 (158 amino acids)
Biological process (GO): translational initiation
Cellular component (GO): cytoplasm
Molecular function (GO): translation initiation factor activity; RNA binding
Source: RefSeq, a predicted model, not a curated record
AUGCCCAAGAACAAGGGAAAGGGAGGUAAAAACCGACGUAGGGGUAAGAACGAGAACGACAACGAAAAGCGCGAACUCGUCUUCAAGGAGGAAGGCCAAGAAUACGCCCAAGUCGUCAAGAUGCUUGGAAACGGUCGUCUAGAAGCCCAGUGCUUCGACGGCGCCCGUCGUCUCGCCCAUAUCCGCGGCAAGCUGAGGAAGAAGGUCUGGAUCAACCAGGGCGACAUCAUUCUCCUGUCGCUGCGAGACUACCAAGACGAGAAGGGUGAUGUGAUCAUGAAGUACUCUGCCGACGAAGCCCGUUCAUUAAAAGCCUACGGCGAGCUCCCGGAAAACGCAAAGAUCAACGAGACAGACACCUACGGCGACCAAGGCGACGAGGGUAUCGGUUUCGAGUUCGACGAGGAUCGCGACGACAGCGACUCGGACGAGGCCGACGGUACCGGCAAGAAGGAGAUUGACAUUGACGACAUUUGA